CCGUCCAAGCGUAUAUAGCAAAACAAAAGCUGAGGAGAGCUUCUCUCGCGUGUGCUCAUUUGGACCGAAAGGAAGGAUUAGCUGCACAAGUUCUUGUUACAACAGUUGUUGCCGAGCACUCGACCAAGUGACCAUAUCAAGGAUUAUAAGAUGCUAGAAGUCCAUCUGUGUAGCCGAGAAUCGUCGGUCGUCGUGGUCGUUGUAUGUCGAUGAAGAGUGGAUUAGAUAACAUAUAUAGUUUUUUUCUUCUCAAGCAUCAAGUGGUUCCUCGUGAUAUAGAAAAGUGACAAGACUUCCAUAAACCGUUGCGGUUUGCAUUAGACAAAGUUGAAUAAACUUUAUAGAAGAAGGAGGAAAACAAAGUGUAAAAAGAGGACUAGGUAUCUUUCUCGAACAGUUAACAAAACUCGUCCUGAGACAGCAAUAUUCGAAUCUGUUCCGUAAUUUCUCAAGUUGAUAGCAGAAAGACCUCAAAACAAUCCGUGUUGGUGACUAUGAAAGAUUUGAAAGACCUGUCGGCACUUCAGUUAAAAUCUCACCAGGCGAUCAAAAGCAGCAAACGCACCAAAUGGAAUGUGCCCAUCUCUGACUUUGCCCGGCUCACCCACAAUCCGAUCCGAGCCAUCGUCGAAGGUUUGAAGAUCGUGCCGAAUCCGGACAAACAACUGAUUGCGCUUUCGAUCGGUGAUCCGACUACAUUCGGCAACCUCAAGCCCGCUCCGGAAAUCAUCGACGCCAUCCGCAAGGCCGUCGAUAACGGCUCACGGAACGGCUACGGACCCAGCACCGGAUUUCCCGAGGCUCGCCAAGCCGUCGCCGAGUACGUAUCGCACCAGGGCGAUGUUACACUGAACGAUGUCAUCCUUUGCAGUGGUUGCAGCUGUGCACUGGACCUGUGCCUCUCGGUCCUAGCCGGCCCAGGCCAGAACAUACUGAUCCCGAAGCCAGGAUUCUCCAUCUACCGCACCCUGGCCGAGGGCUUCGGAGUUGAAUGCCGUUACUAUGACUUGAUACCGGAGAAGAACUGGGAAGUGGACCUGGAACAACUGGAAUCGCUGAUCGAUACGAACACGGCUGCCCUGAUCGUGACCAAUCCGAGCAACCCGUGCGGAAGCGUCUUUAGCAAGAGCCACCUGGAAGCCAUCCUGGACAUUGCCGAGAAGCACUAUCUUCCGAUCCUUGCCGACGAAAUCUACGAACAUUUCGUAUUUCCGGGUCAGGAGUUCUUCGCGGUCAGUUCGCUGUCCAAGAAGGUACCGGUGCUAUCGUGCGGUGGACUGACCAAGCGUUUCCUGGUUCCCGGAUGGCGCAUGGGUUGGAUUGUGAUUCACGAUCGGGAUAAUCUGUUCCAAGACGUUCGCAAAGGACUGGCCAAUCUGUCCGCGCGAAUCCUCGGAGCCAACACCCUGGUGCAGGGUGCACUGCCCGACAUCCUGAAGAACACUCCCCCGGCGUUCUACGAUGACUUGGUUUCUACCCUUUAUCGACAUGCCGAGAUGGCGUUCAAGUCGAUUAAGCAUAUCCGUGGGCUCCGUCCGAUCAUGCCCGGUGGGGCCAUGUACAUGAUGAUCGGCAUCGACAUCGAACGGUUCCCGGAAUACGAGACAGAUCUGGAGUUUGUCCAGGGCCUGGUCGCCGAGCAGAGCGUGUUCUGCCUGCCGGGCCAAUGCUUCGAGUAUCCGAACUACAUCCGGAUUGUGCUCACCGCUCCGGAGGAUAUGAUCGUCGAGGCGUGCAAGCGUUUGGAGGAGUUUUGCGACAAGCACUACAAGCUGGACGAUAACGUCAUUUUGAAGCAACAGCAGAAUGGUUUCCUGGCCAAGCUGGCGCAGUACUGAGCCUGUGUUUUUGUUUUAUCUCGUGUGCCAUUGUUUGAACGAGGUGCCACAUGGCGAGGAAGGAAUAUUUUACUCUUCUUAUUCUACAGUGCCUUUCGAGAUUGAAUUGUUUAACUCACACUUAUAAACCACAAGUAUAGCCAACUGCAUUUUAUAUAUC
Molecule: messenger RNA, 1998 nt
Organism: Ochlerotatus camptorhynchus
Lineage: Eukaryota; Metazoa; Arthropoda; Insecta; Diptera; Culicidae
Gene: Tat
Product: Tyrosine aminotransferase
Exons: 3
Coding region: 495-1838 (447 amino acids)
Biological process (GO): L-phenylalanine catabolic process; L-tyrosine catabolic process; biosynthetic process
Molecular function (GO): pyridoxal phosphate binding; L-tyrosine:2-oxoglutarate transaminase activity
Source: RefSeq, a predicted model, not a curated record